AUGCUUUCACUCCGUACCAUUGCUCGUUCAGCUCCACGAGUUGCACGAGGCCUAACCAGUACCGCCAUCAGAACCGCAACUCGUCCAACUCUCCUCCAAGUCGCCUUCCCUGCCUCCAGACUACAAUGCGCAUCAGCAUUCUCAACCUCGAGCAUGAGAGCUAAAUCUGCGUCUCCAGAAAGCGAUGCCGAAUUAGCUGAGAAGCUUGGUGCCGAAAUUCAAAUGGAAGAGGAUAUGAAGAACGAAGAGGACCUUCCUACCAGUGUGAAGGACUAUUUAGAGAAUGCACCAUUUAAACUUCUCGAUAAACCGGGUCACGAAGAAGUGGUCUUGACGAGGAAUUUCGGUGAUGAGAAAAUCCGCGUCUCCUUCUCCAUCGCCGACCUCAACGCCUACGACCCCGAAAACGACCAAUUCCAAGACCGCGCCAUGGCCGACGAAGAAGACACCGACAACUCCAAGCCCGAAGAUCUGGACCCGGAGAGCCCCGCCGACGGCGAAGGUGAAGGCGAAGCCCAAGGGUUCCCCGCCCGCAUAAACGUCAUUGUGGAAAAGAAGAACAAGGGAGCGCUCGCCAUCGAGGCUGUGGCCGAAGAAGGCAUGAUCGUCAUCGAGAACGCAUACUACUACACCGACGCCUUGCACGCAUAUGCUAAGACCACCGAAGCCGCCCACCAACGUCAAGACAUGUACGUCGGGCCUCCAUACGGAAACUUGGAUGAAGAUCUCCAGGUAUUACUGGAGAGAUACUUGGACGAGCGGGGAAUCAACCAGGCGUUGGCGAUCUUUGUUCCGGAUUAUAUUGACAUGAAGGAACAAAAGGAAUAUUUGAGAUGGUUACAAAACGUCCAGCACUUUAUUCAAGCGUAA
Molecule: messenger RNA, 870 nt
Organism: Sclerotinia borealis F-4128
Lineage: Eukaryota; Fungi; Ascomycota; Leotiomycetes; Helotiales; Sclerotiniaceae
Source: the annotation of a GenBank genome assembly